AUGGGAAGGAAACACAUAGUGCAAUGUGCACUGAGUACAUGUUAUUUUCACAAGCCAACAACGAAACUCUUCAUUGAUGGGAAGUUUGUUGAAUCCAAAACUACUGAGUGGAUUGAUAUCCACAACCCGGCCACAAAUGAAGUGGUUGGCCGUGUACCAAAAGCCACAGCCAGUGAGAUGGAGGCAGCUGUGGCUUCUUGCAAAAAGGCUUUUUGGAACUGGUCAGAAACAUCUGUUUUGAGCCGUCAGCAAAUCUUCCUGCGUUAUCAACAACUCAUCAAAGACAAUCUGAAAGAAAUUUCAAAACUCAUCACCUUUGAGCAAGGGAAGACCCUGGCUGAUGCUGAAGGAGAUGUGUUCCGAGGCCUCCAGGUGGUUGAACAUGCUUGCAGUGUGACUUCCCUCAUACUGGGAGAGACCAUGCCCUCCAUCACUAAGGACAUGGACACUUACACCUACCGUCUGCCUCUGGGCGUGUGUGCUGGAAUUGCACCGUUCAACUUCCCAGCCAUGAUUCCUCUUUGGAUGUUCCCCAUGGCUAUGGUUUGUGGAAACACCUUCCUGAUGAAACCAUCCGAGCGUGUACCAGGAGCACUGAUGUUCCUUGCUAAGCUGUUUCAAGAUGCUGGUGCCCCCGAUGGGACCCUGAAUAUCAUCCAUGGACAGCAUGAAGCUGUGAAUUUCAUUUGUGACCAUCCGGAUAUCAGAGCAAUCAGCUUUGUGGGAUCUAAUCAGGCUGGCGAGUACAUCUAUGAGAGAGGAUCUCGGAAUGGCAAGAGAGUCCAGGCCAACAUGGGAGCCAAGAACCAUGGUGUGGUGAUGCCUGAUGCCAAUAAGGAGAACACCUUGAACCAGCUGGUUGGAGCUGCUUUUGGAGCAGCUGGCCAGCGCUGCAUGGCCCUGUCUACAGCAAUUCUAGUGGGAGAAGCUCAGAAAUGGCUACCAGAGCUUGUGGACAGAGCCAAAAAUCUACGUGUAAAUGCAGGAGACCAGCCUGGAGCAGAUCUAGGGCCUCUAAUCAGUCCCCAGGCUAAGGAACGGGUUUGCCAUUUGAUUGAGAAAGGAGUAAAAGAAGGUGCCAGCCUUCUUCUGGAUGGACGUAAUAUCAAAGUGAAAGGCUAUGAAAAUGGCAAUUUUGUUGGACCAACGAUCCUUGCCAAGGUCAAGCCGAACAUGACUUGCUACAAGGAGGAAAUCUUUGGGCCAGUCUUAGUGGUUCUGGAAGCAGACACUUUGGAUGAUGCCAUUGAGAUGGUGAACAAUAACCCCUAUGGAAAUGGAACUGCAAUCUUCACCACCAAUGGAGCCACAGCUCGGAAAUAUUCUCACUUAGUAGAUGUGGGGCAGGUGGGUGUCAACGUUCCAAUCCCAGUGCCUCUGCCCAUGUUCUCUUUCACUGGCUCUCGUGCUUCUUUCAGAGGAGACACCAAUUUCUAUGGCAAGCAGGGAGUGCAAUUCUACACACAGCUGAAAACUAUCAUUUCUCAAUGGAAAGAGGAAGAUGCCACUGUUACCAAACCUGCUGUGGUUAUGCCAACUAUGGGAAACUAAAUCAGCCUUUACAGAUGCUGUUCCUGGUGCCCUUCUACUUCUAUGCUGCACUUUCCAGCUUUGUCCUGAAUAUCAUUUCCUUGGGGAUGAAUAGAAAGCUCCAUU
Mesitornis unicolor (brown roatelo) is the source of this 1656-nucleotide messenger RNA. RefSeq names its product aldehyde dehydrogenase 6 family, member A1 (gene ALDH6A1). Lineage: Eukaryota; Metazoa; Chordata; Aves; Mesitornithiformes; Mesitornithidae. The transcript has 11 exons. Gene Ontology annotation, cellular component: mitochondrion. Gene Ontology annotation, molecular function: malonate-semialdehyde dehydrogenase (acetylating, [NAD(P)+]) activity; methylmalonate-semialdehyde dehydrogenase (acylating, NAD+) activity. The record is from RefSeq and is a predicted model, not a curated record. Gene Ontology annotation, biological process: thymine catabolic process; L-valine catabolic process. The coding region runs from base 1 to 1551 and encodes 516 amino acids.